GGUGUCAUUGCGUUCUUUGCCGUUCUUGGUAAUAUCCCGGUGUUGAUCAUUAUUUGUAGAACGCCAGCAUUGCAGACUAAAUCCAACUUAUUUCUUGCAAAUUUAGCCGUCUCAGAUAUAAUGACAGGCGCUGUUAAAGAUGUUUUCAUAAUGAUUGGUAUGCAACCGAGACGAUGGAUAUAUAGCGAUACCUUAUGCCAAAUUUCUGGAUUUUUUAUUGGUGUCUUUCACUCUGUAACCGUAAUAACACUUAUGGUCAUUGCAAUCUUUCGCUAUUUGAUAGUUGUCCAUGGACGUCGCGUUAAUUUAAAAAAAAAACACGUAUGGAUUGCUAUAGUCUUAAUUUGGAUCUUUGCAAUUUUAGAUGCUUUACUCCCAAUCAUCGGCUGGAGUAAAUAUGCAUACAGUUUGCUCGAAUUCGGAUGUUUGCCUGAAUUCGAUCCAACACCUCCAUCCUAUGCUCUCUUUCUACUUCUUGCGGUGACUUUGAUACCUUUAUCUAUCAUUACUUAUUGCUAUAUCGCUAUUUUAAUCAAUAUUUUUAUACAUGAUGGUACGUUAAGG
Trichoplax adhaerens is the source of this 564-nucleotide messenger RNA. RefSeq lists its product as uncharacterized. The annotation marks the transcript as partial. Gene Ontology annotation, cellular component: membrane. Gene Ontology annotation, biological process: G protein-coupled receptor signaling pathway. Gene Ontology annotation, molecular function: G protein-coupled receptor activity. The record is from RefSeq and is a predicted model, not a curated record. Lineage: Eukaryota; Metazoa; Placozoa; Uniplacotomia; Trichoplacea; Trichoplacidae. The transcript has a single exon.